Molecule: messenger RNA, 1582 nt
Organism: Brachypodium distachyon (stiff brome)
Lineage: Eukaryota; Viridiplantae; Streptophyta; Magnoliopsida; Poales; Poaceae
Product: eukaryotic initiation factor 4A-III homolog A
Exons: 8
Coding region: 105-1310 (401 amino acids)
Cellular component (GO): catalytic step 2 spliceosome; nucleolus
Molecular function (GO): RNA helicase activity; mRNA binding; ATP binding
Source: RefSeq, a predicted model, not a curated record
GAAGAUUAGCAAGCGCGAAAAGUUCCGUUCUGACGAGCCGACUCGACCCACCCUUGUAGCAAUCUCUCCGUUUCGACUUGUCCCCGCCGCAUCGACUAGGCCCAAUGGCGGCGGCGACGAUGCCGAGGGCUUCCACGUCCCGGCGCGGCCGCGGGAUGGCGACCUCGCGGGGCGUGGAGGUGGUCACCAGCUUCGAGGAGAUGGGGCUCCGCGAGGAAGUCCUCCGCGGCAUCUUCGAGUACGGGUACGAGAACCCCUCCGCCAUCCAGCAGCGGGCCAUCCUCCCCAUCAUCAGCGGCCGCGACAUCAUCGCCCAGGCGCAGUCCGGGACCGGCAAGACCUCCAUGAUUUCGCUCGCCGCCUGCCAGAUGGUCGACACCACGGUUCGCGAAGUGCAGGCAUUGAUAUUGUCACCAGCGAGGGAACUUGCUUCACAGACAGAGAGAGUAAUCCAGGCUAUUGGUCAAUUCAUGAGCAUACGAGUCCAUGCUUGUGUUGGUGGAAACAGUGUUGGCGAGGAUAUAAGAAAGCUUGAGCAUGGAGUGCAUGUUGUGUCAGGAACGCCAGGCAGAGUCUGUGAUCUGAUCAAUAGAAGGACCCUGCGUACAAGAGCCAUCAAGCUCCUAGUUCUGGAUGAAGCUGAUGACAUGCUUGAGAGAGGGUUUAAGAGUCAGAUAUACGAUAUCUACAGAUAUCUCCCCCCAGACCUUCAGGUUGUUUUGAUCUCUGCAACUAUGCCGGCUGAAAUCUUGGAGAUAACUAGCAAGUUUAUGACUGAUCCAGUUAGGAUCCUUGUAAAGCGUGAUGAGCUGACUUUGGAGGGAAUCAAGCAAUUCUUUAUUGCUGUUGAGAAAGAGGAAUGGAAGUUUGAUACACUUUGUGACCUUUAUGAUACACUCACGAUCACCCAAGCUGUCAUUUUCUGCAAUACUAAGAUUAAGGUGGACUGGCUGACUGAAAGAAUGCGCCGCAACAACUUCACCGUAUCAUCUAUGCAUGGUGACAUGCCUCAAAAGGAAAGAAAUGCCAUCAUGGCUGACUUCAGGUCUGGUGCAACUCGUGUUCUAAUCACAACCGAUAUUUGGGCUCGUGGGCUGGAUGUUCAGCAGGUCUCUCUUGUCAUAAACUAUGAUCUCCCGAGCGAUCGCGAGCUUUACAUCCAUCGCAUGGGUCGUUCUGGUCGGUUUGGGCGCAAGGGUGUGGCGAUCAAUUUUGUCCGUGAGAUUGACAUCACGAUACUGAGAGAUAUCGAGCAGUUCUACAGCGCACAAAUUGAUGAAAUGCCAAUGAAUGUUGCGGAUCUAAUCUGAGUGUAGGAGAUAGAAGAAUGCACGCCCUCCUAUGUUUCAUCACUGUGUCUCGUGAACUACUGGAGUUUUUUUUUUUAAUGUUGUUGGGACUUCAACUCUGGAAGGGUUGUGAAUAUUGGUGACUGACGUGAGCUGUAUAUAUUUUAGCACCCGCUCAUGUAACAGUGUUAUUGCAUUUCUUCCCUGGAAAUGAUACUUGUGUUCAUCUAGUGUGAGAUCGAUUUGGUAGGCAUCAUGGAAUCAUAUAUUUCUUGUUUUUACUGCUGCUAAAA